AACCGAAACUGGUCCACGUCAUUUCAUCACUCACUGAUCCCUUUUCCUCUUCAUCAUCCUUUAAACCUUCCUCGUCAUCUUCAACUUCAAAACCCAUUCCAUUACCCUCCCCAUUCACCACUUUCUCUCUCUCUCUCUCUCUCUCUCUAAUCAAUGGCAACAACGGAAUGUUCUUCAACAGACCUAUCUCCAACCGCUUGCCGCGACACCGUCGCGGCAUCAAACCUCAAAAUAAUCUCCCUCUUCGUCAUCUUCAUCACAAGCGCAAUCGGCAUGUCAGCCCCCGUCCUUCUCGCCCGUGUUUUCCGGGGAAAACCGUUAUACGAAAGAGCAUUAGUCUUAAUAAAAUGUUUCGCGGCAGGCGUUAUCCUCUCAACAUCGUUAGUUCACGUUCUCCCUGACGCGUACGCAGCACUCUCUGAUUGCCACGUGGCAUCACAUCAUCCAUGGAAGGAUUUUCCUUUCUCGGGAUUGGUCACUCUUAUCGGCGUUAUCCUCGCUCUGUUUGUGGAUCUUGUUGCUAGUUCGCAUGUUGAACACGCGCAGUACGCGCCUGUGAGUGCGGGUGAGAAAGAAAUUGGAGUUGAACUUGGUGGUGGCGGUGGUGGUGGUGAUGGGGAUUGUGAGAGAGGUGAAGAAUUGAUUAAGUUGAAACAGAGAUUGGUAUCGCAAGUUUUAGAAAUUGGGAUAAUAUUUCAUUCGGUUAUAAUUGGUGUGACUAUGGGUAUGUCUCAGAAUGUUUGUACUAUAAGACCUUUGGUUGCUGCUUUGGCUUUUCAUCAGAUUUUUGAAGGGAUGGGUCUUGGUGGUUGUGUUGCUCAGGCAGGAUUUAGCUAUGGAACAGUGGUGUACAUGUGCUUCAUGUUUUCAGUAACAACCCCAAUGGGGAUAAUUUUGGGGAUGGUAUUAUUCUCAUUGACAGGUUAUGAUGAUAGUAACCCAAAUGCCUUAAUAAUAGAAGGGUUACUAGGUUCAAUUUCUUCAGGAAUUCUAAUUUACAUGGCUCUUGUUGAUCUCAUAGCAGCUGAUUUCUUUCACAACAAGCUUAUAACCUCUGAUCCACGUUUGAAAAAGGCUUCUUUUGUUGCCUUAACUAUGGGUUCUGCUUCUAUGUCUAUUCUAGCUCUUUGGGCUUGAACAUUUUUUGUAACUUAGUUAAGACUAAAUGUGUUUGUUAUCCAUAAAAGUUGGUAUUUAAAAGCAUCAACAAAGUAACGCGAAAUCGCAAAAGAAAUGUAGUUUGAGGGAUAUGGAUUAUCUCUAGAGGUGGGAAUAGGCAAGACCGAGUUAGGCUUUGCCAAGCCUGAGUUUGACCUAUGACCUAUCAUAGACUUAUUUUUUAGGCCUGAGCCCGACCUUUUACAAGCUUAACAUGACAUGUUAGCCUGUUUAAAAGCUUAUUUCUCAUGAACAUAUUUAAAUAAAUAAUUAUAUUUAUUUUUAAA
Trifolium pratense (red clover) is the source of this 1445-nucleotide messenger RNA. Its product is annotated as zinc transporter 6, chloroplastic. The coding region runs from base 154 to 1137 and encodes 327 amino acids. NCBI's taxonomy places the organism in Eukaryota, Viridiplantae, Streptophyta, Magnoliopsida, Fabales, Fabaceae. Gene Ontology annotation, cellular component: plasma membrane. Gene Ontology annotation, molecular function: zinc ion transmembrane transporter activity. The record is from RefSeq and is a predicted model, not a curated record. The transcript has 2 exons. Gene Ontology annotation, biological process: zinc ion transmembrane transport.